Patiria miniata (bat star) is the source of this 1175-nucleotide messenger RNA. Its product is annotated as hydroxyacid oxidase 1-like. The record is from RefSeq and is a predicted model, not a curated record. The transcript has 8 exons. The coding region runs from base 7 to 1101 and encodes 364 amino acids. Lineage: Eukaryota; Metazoa; Echinodermata; Asteroidea; Valvatida; Asterinidae. Gene Ontology annotation, molecular function: FMN binding; oxidoreductase activity.
GUCAAAAUGGCAUCGGGACCUAUCAUUGUGCAAGACUUCGAGCAGUACUUGAAGACCAAGUCUUCUGAGCCAUGGUGGCAGUACUUCAGAUCGGGAGCAGACUCGGAACAAACGUUGGCUGACAACGCAUUGGCUUUCCAAAGGUAUCGGCUACGACCUCGCUAUUUACGCGAUGUUUCCCAGCGAGAUCUCAGUAUCAGUCUGCUGGGUCAUCGUCUGCAGCUUCCAAUCGGGGUUUGCCCAUCAUCCAGCCAUGGUAUGGUGCAUCCAGAGGCAGAAAUCGCAACCGCUAAAGGCGUAGCCAGUGUUGGUUCCGCAAUGGGGCUCAGCAUGUGGUCUAACAAGCCUCUGGAAGACAUAGCCGCAGCCGUUGCGCCCGAAACACCGCUGUUCCAGCAGCUCAACGUCUUUUGUGACAGGACCAGCAUGGACAGGCUUACCUCGCACGCCGAGUGGCUGGUCAAAAGGACCGAGAGGGCGGGCUUCAAGGGCAUCGUGCUGACGGUGGAUCAGCCAGUGACAGGGAAUGGGGUGGAAAGGCGGCGCACUGGCCCGGCUGUCGAACCUCUGGAUUUGACGUUUCCGCAAUUCGUCGUUCCCGGUGGUUCUUACCUCGAUUCUGAAGACAGAAUGACACUUGACCCCUCACUGACAUGGGAUGACCUCGAAUGGCUUCGAGACUUGACCUCUUUGCCGAUCGUACUGAAAGGCAUACUCACCGCUGAAGAUGCCAGUGAAGCAGUCAAGCGCGGUGUGUCUGCCAUUUGGGUGUCAAAUCAUGGCGGCCGUCAACUGGAUGGGGCACCAGCUACGAUAGAUGCUCUACCUGAAGUAGUCAACGCCGUACGUGGCUCCAACGUGGAGGUGUAUCUUGACGGAGGAGUACGUAAAGGCACCGAUGUCCUCAAGGCCCUUGCUCUGGGAGCACGAGCCGUCUUCAUCGGCCGACCUGCACUCUGGGGGCUCGCUUACGAUGGGGAGGCAGGGGUUAGAAAGGUUCUGGAAAUCCUUCGAGAGGAGUUGAGCAGAGCUAUGGCGCUAACUGGUUGUUCUUCGAUAGCUGACAUUACGCCAGAUCUGAUAAAAAUGCCAUCGCAGUGACUUGACAUUGAAGCAACACGAGUAUUUCUACUUCACGGGCGAAUUCAGUAAUCUGACUGGAGGGUGGCUAAAAA